Molecule: messenger RNA, 712 nt
Organism: Cuscuta campestris
Lineage: Eukaryota; Viridiplantae; Streptophyta; Magnoliopsida; Solanales; Convolvulaceae
Source: the annotation of a GenBank genome assembly
CGUAUAGGAGUAGAUAAACCGAACACAUAUAGCCAACGCCGUACCAGAAACGACAGUACUCUGCACCGAUGGCUGGCCUGAACUGCUACCUUUCGGUCACCGCCACAGCGACACCCAUAUCUCAUCGCUCAUCUUCAUCCGACCAACCGCCGGAGAAAAAGCCGCCCAAAUUGAAACUGCCGAAGAAUAACACGGAGAAACUCUGCGCCGGGGUGUCGCCGGCGGAGUACGGCGGCGCACCAUCCACCACCAAUCCCAGAAAUUACUGGCUCGUCGAUGAUGACCCUCUCACCUCUGAUGAUUAUAUAUGGAACAGAAAUUUCGUGGGCCGCAUGAAGAUGUUGAUCCAGGAUCCUGCUGAAUAUGGAUCCGGUUUUCCUUCCAACCCUUCAAAGGAAGAGAGAACGCAUGGAUUUAUAAGCAUAAACCGCGUAUUGAACCUUGACAACUUGGAAGUGGACUUGAGCAAGGAACUGGCAUCACCUUCAAAACGUUUCCGAGCAGAAAAAGCUGAGGAAAUUGAAGUGUGAUAUCACCUUUCUUUGGAGCUAUUUACUUCAUCCUUCAGUUUCAACUUUCAAUGUUCGUGUUGAGUUUGGUUGUCUAUUGUGUUUGAGUCUAGUAUAUAAGUAGGAGAUAAACCUAAUUUCUUCAGACUUUAUUUGGUUCAAAGAAUUCGGGAAGGAAAAGAAAAGAAAAAAGGUAAAAAAAG